This is a messenger RNA of Candoia aspera, 4838 nucleotides long. It is a transcript of the gene LMOD1, whose product is annotated as leiomodin 1. NCBI's taxonomy places the organism in Eukaryota, Metazoa, Chordata, Lepidosauria, Squamata, Candoiidae. The transcript is spliced from 3 exons. Gene Ontology annotation, cellular component: cytoskeleton; striated muscle thin filament; myofibril. Gene Ontology annotation, molecular function: actin binding; tropomyosin binding. The record is from RefSeq and is a predicted model, not a curated record. Gene Ontology annotation, biological process: pointed-end actin filament capping; muscle contraction; myofibril assembly. Bases 197 to 2017 code for a protein of 606 amino acids.
AUCUGCAUAGCCAUUAUAACCCAAGCAGUAGAGAAGGUUUGGUUUCUUACACAUAACAUUUCAACACCUCUACGGUACCAGAAAAAAGAACCUGGUUUUACAGAAAUCCUAACUUGGUGGGUUUUUUUAGCUUGCUUUUUAAUAUAUACACAAAGACAUACAUAUAUCACAGAGUGUACUCUUGCAACCUGCCAAGAUGUCUAGAGUAGCAAAAUACCGGCGGCAAGUCAGUGAGGAUCCAGAUAUUGACAACUUACUGUCCACUUUGUCGCCAGAGGAGAUGGAGGAGCUAGAGAAAGAGCUAGAUGCAUCUGAUACAGAUGGGAAUGUUCCGGCAGGCCUGGAGCAGAGAGACAAAACUGACAAGCAACUGAGUGGCAAGUACAACCGAGAGGAAAAUCUCAGCUACCGUGAAAAAGAGGCCAAGAGGUUUAUUCCAAAGGAACAGUCAAUGCAUGAAGCAAAGGCAACAGAGAAAAAGAAGGAGGCAAAGAUUCCCGAAGACAAGCGUAAGGAACCUUACAGCAGGGAUCUGAAAAAAAGUAGACCUUCUGAUCUGAUGAAAGAAGGGAAAAAAGAAGAACAGGUCCAGAAAGCAAACCAGAAGGGAAAGGAUGAAACAGACAUCAACAAGAAAAUGGGGCAAGCCAAAGAAGAGAAAACCGGUAAGGAGGAAAAAAGGUUCUCCAGAGAGAAAGAAAAAUCCAUGGCAGCAGAUAAAGGUGUAACCGGCCAGCUGAGAGGGGAAGAAAGGGGUAAACUGCUAAAGAGCAAGUCAGCAGAAGAUAAAGGAAAAGAAGAGAGGGCAGCAGAGCAUAAGAGAGGGACUGGGUGGGACAGAAAGACUGAAGAUAAAAAAGAAUGUGAAAAAAUGGGAGAAAGAAGAUCAGCUUUAAAGCAAGACUCAAAGAGAGAAGAUAAAAAAGAAUCUCCAAAAGCGGGAGAAAUAAGUUCAACUACAAAGCCUGGCUCAAAGGUUAGCAGUGAAGAGAAAUUGCUGAGUGACAGUAAAGGAAUUCCAGAGACAAAAGUCUCAAUUUUAGAGGAAGAGAACAUGAUCCAGGAGCCUCCUGAUAGCAGCCCCUCUAAAUCUGCAGAUAGUUCCUCAAGCCAGAGCAAGGAGGAUGAAGCCGCCAGCAUCUUUGAUGAACCCUUGGAAAAGGUUAAGAAUAAUGACCCAGAGAUGGUAGAAAUUAAUGUCAAUAAUUCUGACUGCAUCAACAAUGAGAUCCUGGUACGCUUUGCUGAGGCCUUGGAAUUCAACACUGUGGCCAAGGUCUUUGCCCUGGCCAACACCCAUGCUGACGAUCAUGUUGCAUUUGCCAUUGCCAUCAUGUUAAAGUCCAACAAGACACUGACAAGCAUUAACCUGGAUUCCAAUCAUGUCACAGGCAAAGGGAUCCUGGCCAUCUUUCGUGCACUGCUGCAGAACAACACUCUGACAGAGCUGCGCUUUCACAAUCAGAGACAUAUUUGUGGAGGGAAGACCGAAAUGGAGAUAGCCAAGCUGCUGAAAGAGAACACCACUUUGCUGAAACUGGGCUACCACUUUGAACUAGCUGGGCCACGCAUGACAGUCACAAAUCUGCUGAGCAGGAAUAUGGACAAACAGCGACAGAAACGUUUACAAGAGCAGAAACAGGCUCAAGAAAAAGGGGAGAAGAAGGACUUCCUUGAGGUGCCAAAGGCACGAUGCUUGCCAACUGGCUCACCAAAGAUUUCUCCAAAACCAUCCCCCAAAACCUCCCCUUGGUCUUCCCCUAAAGCUCCUCCUAAGAAAGCUGGGAUCCCAGUUGCUCCUCCUCCACCACCACCACCACCUCUAGCCCCUCCACCUGCUCCUCCCUUGAUUAAUGAAAACUUACGCUUGUCCCUUUCUCCGGCCACUCAGAGGAAGAUGGUGGAGAAAGCGCUUCCUCCCCAGGAGAAGAAUUCCAGAGAUCAACUUCUGGCUGCCAUUCGCUCUAGCAACAAGAAGCAGUUGAAGAAGGUGGAGGUUCCCAAGUUACUUCAAUAGUAGGGAAAGGAAUCUAGAUUUCUUGGACAGAUGAGAUUGCCAAGGCUGAAUCACUAUGUUUGUCUCUCGGGUGACUGUUUACAUGAGAAGAACUCAACAGAGCAACAGUCCGCCCUGCAUUAGUCCCAGAUGAACAGUGUUCUCCAUGGGAUUAAUUUGGAUAGAGGAAUUAGAUGGAUUGCCAAGAGGCAUUGUUAUCAGGAAGAAGUAAUAUUUAUUUUUAGUGCUUUUUAAUAAUGAAACUUGUUUUUCUCCUGAGAAGAAGGAUCUGCAGAUAAGGUAUAUUUGGGCUUUUUGUCUAGUUUUCCUUGUGGGAGCUCAGAAAGUUAAGGGGCAAAUAUGGUCAAUCUUGAAGAAGUCUGAAUUUGGGACAUCUCUGCUUACCUCACCAUUUCCCAGGCAGCAACACUGCAAUCACUUGCCACUAGGAACAUCUAAAGAGCUACACUGGAGUAGCAGAGCAUGAGAAGGUGUCCAGCAUACUUUCAGCACAAGAAGAUUCCAAAUGAAGCUGUGUCACAUUUGUACCGUUUGCUGCUAGAUUGAAGUGGCACUGCCAUGGUCUGUUAUGCCUGGAGUACCGUAUACUGAAUCAGGAGGGUGGGGGAGAAAUACGGAGACAAAACCCGUUGUCCAAUGUCUCUGUGAUGUCAAGGAUUCCAUUUCUCUGAUAGUGAAAAAGUAAAAACAGAUUCCUAUAGGCCAUGGUUCCUGUGGUGGAAAGAGAUGGGUAUGGAUUUUGCAUUUGAUUGCUGAAGACUUCUUGUGGUGCCAUGAACGUAGCUGCAAGCAAGGGCAGCUGAACCGAUUGCAUUACUGCUGGGUGGAGGGCCAUGCUGCUUCUAUCUCUGAAGUAAGCAGCAACUUCCCAGCCUCAUUUUAGAAUACUUAAUUUAGAAUUCAAACAGGAGAAAAAGAACAAGCUUAGCUGUGAGUGGGAAGUAAUGGAAAAGGCAAGCAGUCUGCAUGUAUAAUGGGCUGAACUUUGGAAGCUCAAAUUUGAAGAUCGUCAGGCAGCAUCUCUAGAACUUGGAGCAAACAGUCUGAGCUCUAACUAAUCAAGUGGGCAAUAACCCAGAUCACAUCAGACAUCUGUCAAGACAUCCAUUUACUACAUACAUGGGAUAAAAUUUGGGGACCAGGUUUCUGUAAUAGUUCUUUUUAAAACAAUAUGCUGAUUUAUGGAAAGAAACUCUCUCAAGGAAGAGACAUGGUUGACUUUCAGAUCUGUGUUUUUGAAAUGCCCAUCAACAAGCCAUGUUAUGUGGACUUUGAGAAUGCUGUGUCUUCCACCCACUCUAUGUGUGAGCUUCCCUUCCUUGUCGCUUCAGUCUUUUUUCCCUCUAAAUGAAUCCCAAUUCAUGAAUUAUAUUUUUAGCAUAAUGGCUGUCAAAUACUUCCCUGGUAAUAUAUGGUUAUUUAGCAUCACGUGGUGGUUGGAUCACAUGGGUGCAUCCAACCUCAUCAGUCCUGAUGGAGGGAGUACUCAUAAUAUUCAGGCUACACAUGGAAUGCUAAUAGGACACUGAAGUCAAUCACCAGCAAGUAGUUCUGAAGUGGCAAAUAUGCCACAAAUGGAAUGAAGUAAGCCUGAGAGUAGAAGAGUAACUGUGUUUUUAGCAAAUUGCUGAAUCUCUGUUUUUAGUCUCAAGAAGUAGUGCUUUUUUUCCCUCAUUGUCUUCCCCAAUCUAGCUCUUCUGUAUGUGCUGGGCUACAGUACUGAUCAUCCAAACUCAUUGACCAUGCUAAAUAUGACAGUGUAGCCCAACACAUCAAGAGGAUAUAAGGUUUGAAUGAAGUAGAUACCAGAAACAGUAUGAACUGGACAUGGAGCACAGAACACUUCACCUGCAGAAGAAUGUGCAAGACAAGAGCUGUUGAAACAAUAUGACAAUAUUGUAAUGAUUAAAGGGACUAUUUCCUUGCCAUACGAAGAGCAAUGAAGAGCAGCUCCAUCAGCAAACCAGCCUCCUGGUAGGCUCAGUAGUUUCCUGGAUCUAAAUCCAAGUAGUAAACUCAACUAAUUUGUGGCUCAGGCUGUAAACUAAAACAUAUUUUUGCAUUUAUGUGGCUUUAAGAGAUUAAUAUAUAGGUGAAUAGAUAUAUCUCACUCUUUGUGGAGCAGUGUUUCAUGGCACACACAAAAUGCCAAAGCAUAUCUGCAUUGAGAUAACGCCAGGGGGUGCAAAUGUAAGCAAUUAGAAGUUUUUAAUUGUCUAGUGUAUGUCAGUCGACAUCCAAAUAAGGAAAUGCAUUGAGGGAUUCUCAGCAGCCUGACAGAAAGCAUCAAGAAUUCAUACUAUUAACAAAAAUAGAGCUCCCUCUCCCAGACUGCAUAUCUUGGACUCCAUCUUUUCAAAAAGAACAAGUGGAACUCCUACCAUCCAGAUAUGUUGGCCUCUAGUUCCCAUCGUCUCCAACCAGAAUGACCACUAGAGGACACCAGAGGAAUUUAUGGAGAUCACGACAACCUAACAAAGGGCUUCUUUUUCUGACCAAAUGAACAGGCAAACUGAGUCAAGCAGUUCUUGUUUGCAUUUGCGAAAUGCUUGAGGAGAUGUUAUGUACACUUCAAUUUUAAUUCUCUUUUAAAAGGCAGGGGUAGGGGAAAGAUAUGCUUGCUGAAGAGAAAGAAAAGUUUAUUAUUUUCAUCACAUUUGCAAAAAUAAUGGAGGGGAAAGACAAAACCAAGAGACAAACCACUUGAGCGUGUGAUCUCAAAUGCAGAUGUUGCUGCCAUUUUCAACUCUGUAACUCAUGAAUGUAGUUCCAUUAUGUAUAAAAUUACCUGCACUUUCAUUAAUAAAGUUCACAAAAUGCC